AAUGAAUAUAAACCCCAUCAAAAUUCAAAAAAAGCAUUUUCUUGUGAUGGUAAUAAGCACAUUAAAAAAAUAAAAAGUUAUAUAUUAAAAAAAUAAAAUCCCAAAUCUCAAUUUACCCUAGCUUCCCCUUAAAUUGCUAAUCAAAUCCCAAUAUUUCAACACUCUAAUUUUCAUUUCCCUCUAAUUUAUUUUCUUCUUUCAAAUUACUCUUAUUUUCUCUCCGGUAAUAAAAUAGCUCUACUACUUUCAUAGUUCUGGCGCCAUUCUUUUUCCAUUUUUAUUCAAACUUCAAAUCUCAAAAGACCCAUCAAUGGAAGAAAGAGGAAGUCCCAUUUCCGGGUCACCCGAAAACACUGAAAGCGGGUCACCAACCCCAGUAAGUGGCGGCGUUAUUUCUGCACCGCCGGAGCAACUCUCCGGUGGAUUUUCUACCGCGGUGGUUGCUUUAGGAAUUACUGGAAGUUCAGACCCAAACAAAAAGAAAAGGGGAAGACCAAGGAAGUAUGAUAUCAACGGAAACUUAAAUCCGGCGUAUGUCAACAGAAAAAAGAUCUUGAAACCGGAAAAUCCGGUUUCUCCUCCGCCUGGGUUUACAUUAACGACGCCGUUUCCGACUGAGUAUGGGAUGAAAAAAGGGCGUGGUAAACAUGCUGUUCCUGUUAACUGGCAUCAACCGUCUCCUGCUUCUGCUUCACCUUCUGUUUCUGCUUCUUCUCCUUCCUUAGGUGGAAAUUUUGCAGAGACAGCAGGGUCGGACUUCACUGUUCAUGUCAUAACAGUACAAAGAGGAGAGGAUGUUACAGCCAAAAUCCAUUCGUUAGGCCAAAAGGGGUCAGGCCCCCGAGGAGUUUGUGUUCUGUCUGCUACUGGUGUCGUCUCCAAUGUUACCAUCCGUCAAUUAGGAUCUUCUGGUGGACUUUUAACUUAUGAGGGCCGCUUUGAGAUAUUGUUAUUGAGGGGGUCGUACACAAUUAACGAAGCCAAUGGAGUGACAACUAAGACCGGUGGAUUAAGCAUCUCAUUAGUAGGUCCUGAUGGCCGUGUGGUCGGUGGCAGUGUUGCUGGCUGGAUUACCGCUGCAAACCCCAUCCAAGUGGUGAUCGGAACCUUUGUGCCAUACGGUUACAAGCCACCAAAGAGGAAGUACCAGCGUGAAUCCCCAACUGCAACCGCUGCCAUCCCUGUUUUUCCCGAUACAACACCUGCUGAAAUACCAAAUAUGCAAACUGUACCCGAAGUGUUCCCACCAGAAGUUCCCCCAAUGGGAACACAAAGUCAUAGUGAGGCAGACGACAGCAUAGGAAACGGGCAUAACCUAAAUGUGAUAUCAUCACAUAAUGCCCCGGAAUGGAACAAUGGGUCGCAGCCAUCACAGCAGCAGAGAUUUUACGCAGAUAUCAACGUGUCUGUGCCUGGUGUAUGAGGCCUCAAGUAUUCAUUAGUGAGUUGAUCCUAGUUUCUUUGCCUUGUCUAGUAGUGUCCACAGUUUUUAUGGUAGUAGGUUUUAGAAAAGGUUGAAAAAAGGACUGAUUUACAAAACUCAGUAUUGAUUUGAUGGCUCUGGAGUGUGUUCUAUUCUAUGACCCGAGUUAAAUGAACUUCACAUUGACAUUAUAGUUCUUGUAGCUCAAAGUGUAAGCUCUAUUUAUAUUCUGUUUCACCUUUACUUAUCUGUUUUUUC
Amaranthus tricolor (Joseph's coat) is the source of this 1681-nucleotide messenger RNA. Its product is annotated as AT-hook motif nuclear-localized protein 7-like. Lineage: Eukaryota; Viridiplantae; Streptophyta; Magnoliopsida; Caryophyllales; Amaranthaceae. Gene Ontology annotation, molecular function: minor groove of adenine-thymine-rich DNA binding. The record is from RefSeq and is a predicted model, not a curated record. Bases 311 to 1423 code for a protein of 370 amino acids. The transcript is spliced from 5 exons.